Plasmodium malariae is the source of this 324-nucleotide messenger RNA. It is a transcript of the gene RPS26, whose product is annotated as 40S ribosomal protein S26, putative. The transcript has a single exon. The coding region runs from base 1 to 324 and encodes 107 amino acids. Gene Ontology annotation, biological process: translation. Gene Ontology annotation, molecular function: structural constituent of ribosome; mRNA binding. Gene Ontology annotation, cellular component: ribosome; cytosolic small ribosomal subunit. The record is from RefSeq and is a predicted model, not a curated record. NCBI's taxonomy places the organism in Eukaryota, Apicomplexa, Aconoidasida, Haemosporida, Plasmodiidae.
AUGCCAAAGAAACGAAGAAAUGGAGGAAGAUCGAAGCACAACAGGGGGCACGUAAACCCUCUGAGAUGUUCCAACUGUGGAAGAUGUGUACCCAAAGAUAAAGCGAUUAAAAGAUUUAACAUAAGAAAUAUUGUAGAUACAUCAGCACAAAGGGAUAUAAAGGAAGCAUCCGUAUACUCUACAUUUCAACUACCAAAAUUGUAUAUCAAACAGUGUUAUUGUGUUUCGUGUGCAAUUCAUUCUCGUUUUGUGAGAGUUAGAUCAAGAGAGCAGAGAAGAGUAAGAAAAGAGACAGCCAAACAUGUCAACCCGUCCCAAUUAUAA